Messenger RNA from Artibeus jamaicensis (Jamaican fruit-eating bat), 3012 nucleotides. RefSeq names its product ERBB receptor feedback inhibitor 1 (gene ERRFI1). Gene Ontology annotation, biological process: negative regulation of epidermal growth factor receptor signaling pathway; regulation of keratinocyte differentiation. The coding region runs from base 202 to 1581 and encodes 459 amino acids. NCBI's taxonomy places the organism in Eukaryota, Metazoa, Chordata, Mammalia, Chiroptera, Phyllostomidae. The record is from RefSeq and is a predicted model, not a curated record. Gene Ontology annotation, cellular component: extrinsic component of cytoplasmic side of plasma membrane. The transcript has 4 exons.
AGUGCGAGAAGAGAGUGCGAAACGGGAGAGCCGCUGCGAUCGGCCAGGCGCCUGCGCGGUGUCCGGGCCCCCGGAGCCCGCGGCGCUGAGCCAGCCGGGACGGACAUGCGCGGGAGGGCGCCGUGGGGCAGCCGCGGCUCCGCGGGGGACCAACAGCUGCUGGCUGACUGACAGAGCCCUUGGGGUCCCAGUGUGAGCACAAUGUCAACCGCAGGAGUGGCCGCUCAGGAGAUUCGCGUCCCGCUGAAAACCGGGCUUCUGCGAGAUGGGCAGACCAUGGGGGACCUGAGCACCUGCUGGGGCAGUCGUGGAGAGUUUGAAAAUCACUUUUUAAACAUUGACCCAAUAACCAUGGCCUACAGUCUGAAGUCUACUGCUCAGGCGCACCUGACAUCUCUUGGGCGCUCCGUGACAUCUGCUCCGACCAACGGCCACCGCCUUGCAGAGCAGGGCGCCUCUCAGAAGGCCACCCUGCCCCCUCUUACUCUUCCCACAAGUGAAAACUUGGGACCCCAUGAUGAAGAUCAAGUUGUGGGUGGUUUUAAGAAACUCUCAGUAAAUGGAGGGUGUGCUCCCACCCCCCCUCUCACACCCAUGAAGAACAGCCCGUCCCCGUUCCCCUACCAGGCGCUCGAGCGGGGCUGCAGGCCCCUCCCCCCCCUGCCCAUCUCGGAAGGCCACUGUCUGGACGACACAGACUGUGAGGUGGAGUUUUUCACCUGCUCCGACACAGACUUGCUUUUGGAGGACUGCACGCCUUCUGAGUUCAAGUACAGAGUCCCUGGCAGGCGGAGCUUCCGCGGGUGUGGCCAGAUCAACUAUGCUUAUUUUGACACCCCGACCGUCUCUGUGGUGGAUCUCAGCCAGGCAUCCGAGCAAAACACAGGGGGGCAGCACCCAGAACCCCCUGCACCCCAGAGCCACCGGAGGUUAAGAAGGUCUCAUUCGGGCCCAGCUGGAUCCUUUAACAAGCCAGCUGUAAAGGCACACAGCUACGUGCACAGAGCUUCUCCAAACUCCGAUGAAGACAAACCUGAGGUCCCCCCCAGGGUCCCCAUACCUCCGCGGCCCAUGAAGCCAGACUACAGAAGGUGGUCGGCCGAGGUGACUUCCAGCACCUACAGCGACGAAGACAGGCCUCCCAAAGUGCCACCGAGAGAACCUCUGUCGCGGAGCAACUCCCGCACGCCGAGCCCUAAAAGCCUUCCGUCUUACCUCAACGGGGUCAUGCCCCCCACCCAGAGCUUUGCCCCCGACCCCAAGUACGUCAGCAGCAAAGCUCUGCAAAGACAGAACAGUGAAGGGUCUGCCAAUAGGGUUCCCUGCAUCCUGCCCAUCAUUGAGAAUGGGAAGAAGGUUAGCUCCACACACUAUUACCUACUACCUGAGAGACCGCCGUACCUGGACAAAUAUGAAAAGUUUUUUAGGGAAGCAGAAGAAGCAAAUGCGAGCACUCGGGUGCAGCCCUUACCCGCCGACGGCGGUGUCGGCCCAGCCACAGAAAAGCUGGACCCGAUGCCCAGAGCGGACCCGGGUGGCCACGGGAAGCGGAAGCACUCGGCCUACGUGGUCUCACCCUAGGCGCCGGCUCGGGUCCGGCGGAGGUUCCAGGGAGCAGGGGGUCCUCAAGCAAGUUCCCAGCCUGCCUGCGGUUCACGGGAAGGCGUUCCAGGCUGUGGAACAAACUGCUGAACUCUGGAGAGAGAGGCUGAGAGGUGCUGUUGUGCUGAGGGCCCGGCUUGCCAGCGCUGGAGAGAGGUCUGUCCGCGCGCCAAGACGUGGCGGGGCAGGGCGGGGCGCCACGCACACAAACGCCACAGACUGCAUGUGCACUCGUGGCGCAGCCUAGACCAAGUAGCAGGUUAGCCAGCUAGUGACUCCCUUAGAGUAAUAUAUAUAUAUAUAUAUAUAUUUGGGACGUGAGAACUCGCGCUGCAGGAGGACUCGGGGCAGACCGAAAACUGAGCACAUAGAAGAAACCACAGUAUUUAGAUCGGAAUCAUAAAAAUUAUUUUUGCUUAGUAGUAAGUUUGCAGAUUUCUGGCUCUUCGGUCUGUUAUGUUUUGUUUGAUUUCUUUUUGCCAGCAGUCUCUUCUUGGGGCGCGGGGUGUGCGUGCGCUCUGUGGCUGUGCCCCCCAGGCUGAAACGCCCCACGCGCUUCCCGGUUGCACGUCCUGCGGUGCUGAGGGCAGGGCCGGCAGCGUGUGUGGCAACUGCAUUCUCACCCGGACGUGUCUCGCAUCUUGGGAAAUAAGAAGAUACGACUGCAUUUUCCUCACAACUCCUGCUUCGUUCCACCCACCAAGACGGCCCGUGGCCGCACGAGCCUCACGGGAACAGUGGGACGCGGGGGACUCGAGAGGCGGACUGUUCACCAGGGCUCAGGACGCGGCUCUUAAGCAAUAAGGAAACACUUAGCUAUGCGAUUGAGAGUUACUGUGUGGGGGUGUGUGGCGGGUUUUUUGUCGUUUGUUUUGGUUUUUUUUUUAGACUCUUAAUAAACAAAUCCAACACAAGCUGGCCUUGUGUUGCAGGUUCCUACUCAGUAUUUCCUGAGGAUUGUUUGCUUUUUAAGUAAAACACUUCUGACCAAGAGCGCAAUAUAUGUCUUGCUCCCAGAGGUCACAUCAGCAUCUUUCUGCUUUCCAAUCCCACGGCUGCCUGCUCGUUCCACUCGCCGGAACACACAGCUCUGCUCUCACUGCCGCGGCUUGGACGUGCGAGUCCUGCGUAGCCGGGCACACGGCAGGCGCUGGCUCCCACAGGCACGCCGCUGCGACGGUCUCGCAACAGUUAAACGGGCUCUUAACGGUUUAAGCUGCUGAGUGAUUAUUCGAGCUAUUUAAAGCUAUAUUUUAGUCUGAACUAAAUGAAGGUUAAAACAUGCUUUAGAAAGUGCACUGAUUUCUGCAUUAUGUGUGCAGUAUUGGACAAAGGAUUUUAUUCAUUUUUUGUUGCAUUAUUUUGAAUAUUGUCUUUUCAUUUUAAUAAAGUUAUAAUACUUAUUUAUGA